AUGCUACCUCGUGUGGUCCUAUGUGAUCCUGUUGUGUACGAGGAUGAGGGUAAAAUGGUGCUUGAAGGCGUCGCGGAAGUCUUACAACUAGAUCCGUCUACAGACCGUGACGGUUUCAUUCGCGCCCUUUCACCCGGAGGGAAACUGGAAGGCGCGAUCGGGCUUUACGAGCGCAACCAGUCCAAAGGACGCCUAGGCAACUUCGACAGCGAACUCAUCAGCAAGCUCCCUUCCACAGUGAAGUGGAUUGCGCAUACGGGUGUCGGCUACGACAAAGUCGACGUCCUCGCUUGCAAGGAGCGCGGCAUUGGCGUCUCGAAUACUCCUGGCGAUUCUCCGCGGCCGAGCAGAGCUUGCGAGCAGGGAUUGGAAGAGAUCCCACUCCGCCGCGACUGCACACGACCUCACGGGACGCACCGUCGCCAUCCUGGGUUGGGCGGUAUCGGGCUACGGCUCGCCGAACUGGUCCAUGCGUUCCCUAUGCGCGUCGUGUAUCACAACCGACGAAAAGUUGCGACCGCACCUGAGUGGUGCGAGUACUAUGACGUGGAUCAUCUCGACGAUAUGCUCGCGCAGGCAGACGUACUCAGCGUCCAUGUGCCGUUCACGGAGGGCACCCGGAAUAUCGUGGACGAGCGGAUGAUCCGAAAGCUGAAGAAGGGCGCUGUGAUUAUUAACACGGCGCGUGGGCAAGUUAUUGACGAGGAAGCCAUGAUGCAGGCUCUCAAGAACAAUCACCUGUCCGCCGUGGGUCUCGACGUCUUCCACAACGAGCCAAAUAUAGACCCACGCUGGUAUGAUAUUCCCAACGCCGUUCUGCUUCCCCAUGUAGGCGGAUCCACAGCCGACGCUGUCAAAGAGAUGGAGCUGCGUGCUCUCGGGAAUAUACGCGACUUCAUUCUUUCUGGCAAAGGAACUGAUCUUGUGCCGGAGCUACAGUAG
Fomitopsis serialis is the source of this 942-nucleotide messenger RNA. RefSeq lists its product as uncharacterized. Bases 1 to 942 code for a protein of 313 amino acids. The record is from RefSeq and is a predicted model, not a curated record. Gene Ontology annotation, molecular function: hydroxypyruvate reductase [NAD(P)H] activity; NAD binding; glyoxylate reductase (NADPH) activity. The transcript is spliced from 5 exons. NCBI's taxonomy places the organism in Eukaryota, Fungi, Basidiomycota, Agaricomycetes, Polyporales, Fomitopsidaceae. Gene Ontology annotation, cellular component: cytosol.